UCCCACAUAGAGAGAGAGACUGAUAUCUCUGUUUACUGUUUUCUGGGUUUGGUCGGGAAAAGGAAAGGAAAACGAAGAAAAGCCGAUAUGGCGAACAGAGGGAUCGAGAUUCUUCCACCGGCGGCGCAAUUUCCGGCAACGAAUUGGCUGUUCCAGGAGACGAAACAGACUGUUUGGACGCCGGAGGAGGACAAAUGCUUCGAGAAAGCCUUGGCCUUUUACGACGACAAGGACGACUACCCCGACCGCUGGCUCAAAAUCGCCGCCGCUGUCCCCGGCAAGACCGUCGCUGACGUCAUCAGACGCUACAAAGAGCUCGAGGAUGACGUCAGCGAUAUCGAGGCCGGGCUCAUCCCCCUCCCUGGUUACGCCGCCUCCGAGGACGGCGGCAGCUGCUUCGAGCUGCAGAGCUGGCGAUUCUCCGGCGGCGAUUUCGUCUUCGGCGGCAAGAGAUGUUCGUCGGCGGCUUCUUUGAGGCCGACGGAGAAAGAGCGGAAGAAGGGGAUUCCUUGGACAGAGGAAGAACACAGGAGAUUUCUGAUGGGUCUGAAGAAGUAUGGAAAAGGGGACUGGAGGAACAUAUCAAGAAAUUUCGUGACGACUCGGACGCCGACUCAGGUGGCGUCUCACGCUCAGAAGUACUUCAUCCGACAACUCGCUGGCGGCAAAGACAAACGCCGAUCCAGCAUUCACGACAUCACCACUGUCAAUGUCCCUGACCACGACCACAACAGUUACUCCUAUUCCUCUUCCGCCGCCACGGCCGCCGACUCGCUCGACCACCUCUUUCCUCCCCAGAACGCUGGUCACGGAUUCGCGUUUGCGUCCUCCUUCGGAUCUUCUUGCAAUAACGCGUUUCAACCGUGGAAUUGAUGACCGCAUGAUUCGAAUGCUAUAUGUCAUAUAUAUAUAUGAGGUCCAGUUUGAUUCUGUGUGUGUAAUGUAUAUAUACAAGGCGUCAAAACUAUAGUUGGAUGUAAAUACUUUGAUAUAAGAAGACAUUAAAGUUUGGAUUA
Molecule: messenger RNA, 1016 nt
Organism: Tarenaya hassleriana
Lineage: Eukaryota; Viridiplantae; Streptophyta; Magnoliopsida; Brassicales; Cleomaceae
Product: transcription factor DIVARICATA
Exons: 2
Coding region: 88-873 (261 amino acids)
Molecular function (GO): DNA binding
Source: RefSeq, a predicted model, not a curated record